AUGAGCAGAGUUAUAGGAAAAUACGAGUACGAUGACGCCGGAAACGAGUCGAAUCAACAUGUGCGUAGAAAGGCGUGGCCUCUUGUGCUAACUUUGCGUGGUUCACACCGUAACUCGUCGGGUCUGGUUUUUAAUUUCCGGUUGCGGUAGUCUAACAAGUAAGGUAAAAUUAGCUAUGAAGUUUAAUUAUUCAAAGACGUCACUGUCCAAAAUAGUUACUAUUUUAAGACAUUUCGACACUUUUCAGUUCUUCAUAAAGGUGAGGUCAAGUUUCAGAGAUCUCCCAUCGCUAUUCAAAACAUAUUGAACUGAAGCAAGAGCAUGACAAACAAUAGACAGAGAACAACGAGUCGUCUUGGAAAGUUGAACAGAUUUUCAGAGCCAAUUGAAGAAAAGAACUAAAGAUGUACUGAGAUGCUAAGUGUCAGUGUUCAUCUUGAAAGUCCAUUUUGUCUGGCCGGGUUCAGGUUUCCUAGGCAGAGUGCUCUGCGCUGUUAUUUGGAAGUGAUAGUCAAAAACAAAGUGAUAAAAGGUCAACAGGAAAUAACAGCGGAAUCUAGGCAAACUCCACUUGGCGUCGCAUCUCAAAGAGUAUUUUAGGGAAUGAAGCUUGCAUACGGAGGCCGAAUUAACGACAAAAAAAACAAAUGACGAGAAGAGGUUACAAACGGGCCGCGUACUCUUGUUUUUGUUCUUGUUUCGAUCAAGUAAAUUGGACGUACGUUCGAGAUGUCUUGUUCUUGAGCAAGGAGGGAAUUUGGCUGGAAUCCCAGGAGGAAGUCUUGCGGAGAAAUAGGAACAAGUUGACUUUUUUGACCGGAUUAGUUGUCUAUCCAGAAUUGUUCCGUUUUUGAAUACAAAAGUUCCUUGAAUUCAUGCAUACUAAGAAAAAAGUGAACAAAUGGAAUAGACAACAAGUACAGUAAUCCGCGUCAUUUCGUUAAUCUGUUCCCGAUUUUCUUUUCCAGAUCUUCGAGUUUCGAGUCAUUUCCUUCUCCUACUGCCGAGCACAAACUUCACAAAUUUCUGCUGUGCGUCAAAGUUUGAUAAGAUGUCAUCGAACGCUCGCUAUCACGAAGAUGUAAUAUCAAAUUUGAAUUGCGAAUUGUCGUCGAUUCGGUCAUUCGUUAUUUCUCUAUCUCUCCCACUUUCUUUCGCUCUUUCACCGUCUCAAAAGUUUGAAAGCCGCUGUAAAUUGUCCGGAGAGUGACACUUAUCCUUCACAAACUCUCAGAUAUUACAUUUUGAAUGGCCAGUUGCGUAUUGCAAUGUAUCAUUUUGAGAUAACGUUGACCAGGGCGGCUCGUGUUUGCCCUUGCCCUGUCUCGCACUUUCAUUACUACCUUCUCGCCGCUCCUGCCGCUCCUGCUGCUGCUGCUCCAUGAGACUUCUACUUUUUGCUUUUAUUUUCUAUCUUACGGUAUCAGCGCCGGUGUCUAUACUACGUGAUCCAAGAGCACGAGUAGUACCGGAACUCGAUAUCAUCUAUGUGGAAUGGCAAUCGACACAACAACUACAGAGUGAGAAAAUUGAAAAAUGUUGGCUUUUCGGCUUCAUAAUAACUAAAAACUAUGAGCAUGGACUUUCAGCUAAACGAGAAAUGCACUUUUCUCAAAAUACUUUUGUAAUUAGCAUUCCCUAGAAAAUUGAUUUUCCUGUUAUCACGCACGAAAGGUAGUCAUAAUGUGGGCUGCUGAUAAAUGUUGAAUUUGAACAAAAAUUGCGAAUUUGCAGACGUAAUGUACACGGUUCGACACAAAUCGGGAGCGGAUCAAGCUGCGUGGAAAUACAUUAAAACUGUUCAAUCAAACGUUCGAAUUCCGUUGAACAUGUAUCAAAACGGCGAGAAUGUGCACGUCCAGGUAAGAGAGGAAAUGGGAAAACGGGUACCGACAUUCAUUAAAAUUUCAGAUAAAAACAGAGAGAGGGGCUCAAGUCGUCGAGGAUUGGACACAGGAAGUCGUUGUUGCGGUGGCCAAAAAGGUCAGCUUAAAAGAAAGAAAAGUGAAUAGAUAAAUAAGCAAUGGGGGAAUUUCUGACCAGAUAUGACCUGGGGUUUGGUUCUAAAAUUGUGUGGGGAAGGGGAGAAAAGCGGCGGAAACGGAGGAGUCGCUGUUUUUCCGAACAGCUAUUGAGACAAAGUAUCGGGAGGUUUGGGCUCUCUUCGAAAAGUCCAUAAUCCUGGGCGACGAGUCAUAAAGGGCCAAAAAACGGGGAAAAGGAAGCAAUAAAACGGCCAGGACUAAGGUUUGCACUCCUUUUCAAAAAUAAUUCUAGACUAGCGAUUCCUCGCGCCAAAACGUUUUUGGAAGAAACUUUUCUUUCUCUCUCUCCCUCUUCCAGAUGCAGUCAACAGGAUGUUCCACUUCCACCAUUGGCUGGCUAUUCUCUCUUCGGUUAGCCGGAGAUAUAUAGCCAAUGUGAUUUAUCGCUUCGGAAUUCUGACUAGUUAUUUGGAAGAAAAAUAUUGAAGUGAAGUGAGACUGAAAAAUGACUCGAAGGGAAGGGAAAGAGGGAAGAGGGUCUCGAAUUGGAGUGAGUAUUGUAAUAAAUAGUCCUGCAAUUUGUCAGAAAUGACUGAUUUCUGUGUUGGCGUGUAUUUUUGGAAAAGUGACGAAAGCACAUCAGAAGAAUCGGGUUUGCACAGAUUUAAUUUGAACGUUUCAAGAUUCACAAUAUUUGAUAGCAAACAAAUCGGAUGUUGUUUUUUAACAUAGAGAGAGAGAAAGAGAAAAGAGAGAGCCAUGUGAAUUUGCAAAAAGACGUGUAAUGCAGGAAAGAUACAUGAUCAGACAGACAACUCUGGUUUGAAAUGAACGAAACUCUUAAGAGUAAGCGUCACAAGAAAAAUAAAUUAACUAAAAAUAAAGAGCUGAUCCUUUUAGAAAUAAAAUAAGACCAAAUGUUUCAGAGUGUUCGAUCGGCUCCACUACGACCAGCCCCACCAGUGCCUGCGGUCCCUGCUGCUCCAGCCCCAGCGCCAUCUUUGACCCUCGCGUCUGCUCCGACCGUAGCACUUUCUCCGCCACUCCAUUUCAUUGCAAAUAUAAUGAACCCGACUACGGUCCAGCUGAAAUGGCAACCAGCAAUGCCCGGAAGACAAGGUGCGUGUGUUCAUGUGUGUUCUUUGAACAUUAAUGGUUCAUCUGAAGACACCUCAGACAAAACAUUGAAACUUAAAAUGUGCGUAUGUGUGUGCGAGACGACCUUUCAAUGGCUUCUGAAUACGUUGUCUGUCUGACGGCCAGGAGUCAGAGUCAGAUAUUCUCGGAAGAGUUAAGUAUUUAGAUACUAUGAAAUGAGUCCGGUCUUUUCUCACCAGCAGAAAAUACUUGAGAAAGUCCGAUAUGACACAGAGAAGGCCGAGUGGUCCCUUUGAGAAAAGAAAAACACUUUCUCCAGGAAAUGAAAGUUGAAAGCGAGAGUUGUUCCGAUGAGGGCUCACAUUACCUAUUGUGUUUUGAAAGCCGCACAAAUUACAACUGUUCCUACGUGUUUGUUUUCGAGAGGCCAACGAUAAGAUGAAAAUGUGGAAGAGCAGAAAACGGAAAUCAAGCAGCGACCAAAUAGAAUUCAUGAAAACAAGAGGGCAGGAAGCGGAAGAAAAGCGUAGCGUUUGGAUGGAUUCGAAGAAUUUAGGUCUACUUUUAUUAAACAUCCGUUAGGAUUGAAUUGACAGAAGGGACGGGAAAACACGUCACGGAGUAGGGCCAGACACGAUCGAGUUCAAGAACUUUCUCUAUUUCUAGCCGGAACGUUUUGCCGACUAAAAUCGCAAAAUGAACGGGCUUCUAACUUUGACGAGAGCACGAGACCAACAUCAGUGAAUGAAACGGAUAGAGGUGAAAUAGAGAGAUAGUUUUUGAAUAAUUCAACAGCGGACGGGCGAAUGCAUGAAAAAAACGAGUGGGAAGGACGGCAGAAGGCCAAAUUGGAUAAUGUUUCGCUGUGGAUAUUAGAGAUGCACUGAAACGAGCACAUAAUUGGAUGGAAACUGCGCACUAGUGACGCUGACUCGAGUUAACGGCUGAAGUGUCUGCAAUUCCAGUUAAAUGACAAUUAGUCAGAGGAAACGACGCAUAUUGGAUGCACAAAAAAAGGGUUCUGUUUUCUUGCGAACUCGUGCUCAGAGUCGAAACGAGGCGGAGGCUCAAUAUGCUCCAAAUGGCCUUACUACAACCUACGGCAGGAUGAAUGCAACAACAACAAAAAGAUAAGAGGAUUCGGUUUGGUGUGCACAGAAAAAGAAAAGAACAGAGAAUAUAUGGAUGUUUUUUUAGAGAUCCCACACAUGACUAGUCGCUAAAUUAUGGUCUUUCUUUUUCAGAUAUCUACUAUUUAGUGAACGUGAAGCAGCUGACAACAGCAUCAGGAAGCACACUUCAAAACCAACAAGUAUCAAAGAUCUCGUCGACAAACGAAUCAAACCGCAAAUGUUUCAGAUCAAAACUGCGGCCACUAGUUUUGUACUCGGAAAAAUGAUUGCCGGCGAAAAGUAUGAAAUGACAAUCAGAAGUGCAUCCAAACAGGACGCAGUUUCCGGAACCGCCGCGAUUGUCGAGAUCACAAUGCCAAGAGGUAGUGUUUUUUUGUGGGGCGACGGACUCAUUCGGUGACGAAAUAAGACUUAUGGAUCAAAAAAAUACGCACAGGUUUAGAAAGAGAUGAGCUGGCCGAACGAACGUGGACAAAUCUCGCCAAGUUCGUUCUAUGCAUUUUUCUGCGAAAACGUCAAAUGCAGAACGUUGGUCAUAUGUUCGUGGCCAACGUGUACCUAAUCUUUUUUGUGAACCUCGUUAGGAAAGUCUCAGAUAGUUAGAUGAGUCUAAACGUGAGAACACAACGGAUCAGAGAAAUCUUCAAAACGAAAAGAGUACAUUUUUAAAGCGUAUAAUCUAAGUCUAAAUCUGAAUAUCAUCGUUCUGAACACCGAGAAAAGUAGGAUUUCACAUGAGUUCCAAGUCAUCAUUAUAUCCUAUGACAUGAAUAGCUCAUAAUUGGUCACCUUUUGUAUGGACGAAUGCGUCCGAUCUUUACCUUUUCUCUGGGUGCAUGUAUUGGUGUGAAGAGAACAUAAGUAGAACGAAAAUAAUUUCAGAAUAUGACUACUUUGAAAUUGGAAACCUCAUCAUCAGUUCGUACUUCCGAAAUCCGACACAAGGCAUCGUCAACCUGACCUGGGAAGUCCCACAAACUAUGCAAAACAGGAUUGCGUGUACGUAAUAUCAUUUACGGAUAAUAUUAUAAUAUUUGACAGGCUUCCAACACUUUUUUGAUUUGUUUUCCAGCUUACAAUGUGGAGUACUCUGAGAUGGGCACCGGGUAUUGGCAGAAGAUUCAAUUCCACGGAGCAUCUUCUUCGGCGGCCCUGCACCAUUUGAAAAGGUUCGUUUUACAAAUUUCAUUAUCACCUUUUGUCUGUGUCUAUUCUAUCGCAUUCGCAAACAUUCGACAAAAAGGGGAAGCGUAAAGGAAAAGGUUCGGUUUGGUUCUACAUAAAAAGAAAACGAAGCAUUUUCGGCCGAUCCAUCUCUUUAAUUAAAAAAUCUUCUUGUUCCACACCAACCCCCUUAUUUGAUAUGCCGUAAAUCAUGGUGAGCAACGGGAACAUUGACUCAACGCGACAAAUAGAAAAGAGAAAAAGAAAGCAACAAACGAAAGGGAACAUUUGAAAAUAAACCAAAAAAAGGAGUGGGGGAGAGGGGUUCGAAAUGAAUAUUCAUACGCAACACAAGAUUUCUGCUCCUCUUCCAUACACAUACUUGAUUUGUUUCAGCAAUACGGAAUACUUGCUUCGCAUCAAAACUGUGUUGGCCAACAAUAUUAUCACCGAGAGCCGACAGUUCCGAUUCCGAACACCACGAGGUGAGGAACAACACAAAAAAACAGUCAUGGGAAGCCGGAAAGAAGAGAGAAUGAAAGAGAGAGGGGAAUCUGCAUUCCAAGCAGUAUGUGUGAAAAUGCAAAGUAUCUUGCACGGAAAUUUGUCAACACGUUGCGGUGUCCGGGGGCCCAAAACAUCUGGUUCUGUGUUGAUGAGGAACAUCGUGUCAAGAAAAUAUAUGCGGGGCGGGGGGAGAAGUGAACUUUAAGAAGCGCCGAAGAGCGCACAACGUUGAAUCUCAUGAAUAUUAGGUGUUCUUGCAGUGGAAGCGAAUCCGAUUCAUAAAGUGGACGUGAUCUAUUCGCACGAUGUCAAUUCUGUAAAGUUGCAAUGGAUGCUCGAGCCGCAUAUUCGAAUCGAAAACGUGGCCGGCUACGAUGUCUACUUGAGUCAAGACACGGUGAGAAUCGAAGAGCACACCAAUCUCUAUGCAAAUUAGAAAAGGGCAGGGCACACAUAUGAAUUGGCAAUGAGAAGUAAGGAAAAGAACAUAACGUCGCAUCGGAUGAAUAUUUGACUAAUCCCAAAUUGCACAGGAUAUACUAGAUUUAAGCUUCUAAUCCGUCAAUACUCUGCCAUUUUUUGUUCCGUUGUUUUCUCGUGUGAUCUCGAGAACAAGUACAGGGAAAACAGUUCUAAACAGUAAUUACCAUUAAUGGUAAUUUGAGAGGAGAGCGGAACAGAGGAAGGAAGGAAGAUAAAAAAAAAGAGAAAAGAAAAAAUAGGAUAACAUACGCUCGAGAAAUUUCGAAUGAACGGACGAAAACUUUUGUUGGAAAACAAUUUUAGAUUGAUGAGAUCGAGGGGUGGGGACAGGGAAAUUGAAAAACAGAUCGGCAAAAAUUAAAUGUUUUCAUUCUCGAGUUUUGUGCUUUAAGUUGAGCACGUGUAGGACAAAAAACACUCACAAUCUGUGAAAUUUGCUCUAACCUGAAAGACGCUCCAGUUUUGUUGCAAACUCAAAAUUACAAAAAGUAACGAUUUAGUAAAAAUGUGGCUUUAGCGACAAGUCUGGACAAUAUAUUCUUGUAGAAUCUUCCGGAUUCUCAAUGGAAACUCGUCCGUCUCAGCAACAAGGAAUCUCAUUUGUCUCUGGAUGAUUUGAAGAGCUCGACCGUCUAUUAUGUGCGUGUGAACGUUCGGAACACAGACGGAUCUGUGAUUCGCGCGCCAACAAUUUAUAGAUUCAAGACGAUUGGUGAGUGAGUGAAUGUGUGAGCUCAUACUUAAUUACAUGCUUUGUCUGUAUGCCCGGUGGGAAAACUGUGAUUCAUGAAAAGAAAGUGAGAAUGGGGAGGAAAGGGUCCGAAAGAACGAGUGAAUGUAAAAAAGGAAAGAGUUUAAGAUCAGAAAUUGAAUUUGGAAGGAAGAAGGAUGACGGGGGGUAGGUUCGUUCGUUCCGACCGACCGACCGACACGACACUUGAGCGUUCUUCAGGCUCAACUCUCAGAAACCGGAACUAAAAACACUUAUACAUGUGCUAAUCUUGAACUUUUCAGACUGGUCUAACACUAACCCCAAUGCCGAUUUCAAUCCGUUCGAUGAUUAACACCAACUAAUAGUGUUUUUGUUUGUUCUGAUCUAACCCAGUCUACCUCUACCUCACCCGGUUCGAUUCAAUAAAACAAGUUUUGUGUGAAAUGUAAAACCAACCGUAAAUGCAGACACUGCCGAAGAAGAGGAAUUCGAGGGAAACUCGCUGUCGUACCGGAACGUGGCUCCAGGAGAAGUUGAGAUUCGCUGGACGUUCCCGAAAAGCAUACUGGACAGCGUUAUUGGUAAGGAGAAGAAGAAGAAGAAGAAGAAGACGUUUUUGCUCGUUUUUUCUCUUGGUGAAUCAAUGAAAAACCGACAUUAAGAGAAGUCGUCCGUGGGGCUGGUCUCCGAAAAAAACAGAGUCAUUCCAUUACGUCUAGACGACGUUACACGGCUCUCUCUCUCUCUUCCUCUCUUUUCAAAUGAUUUAAUGGAUAUGUGUAUGUGUGCAUUAUAGGUGCUACUAUUUUGUACACGGAUCGCAAAGAUCUGACUCCGGAGCAGUGGCAGAAGAUUGAAAUUGAGGAUUCGAAAAAUGUACGGGAUUUAGAUGCAAUUCGAGUGUUAUAUGUGAUAUUUUCAGACUACGGUGCUCAUUAAAAAAUUGAAGGAAGGUGUGCGAUACUCUGUACAAAUCCUUCCACGGCUAUACACCGGAGAUUAUGACUUUGAGUCGCGGGAACUUUUCGAAUUCAAAACCGACAAACUGAGUGAGUGGCGGUUCUAUGGUUCUAUUGUUCACUUAUGAAUGUCUAAAUAUCGAGAACUUUCAGGUCACACCGGUGUUGCUCAUGGCACAGACGUCCGGACGCUUCCAAUUCAUGGGCACCCCCUGUCUGGGCCGCAUUUUGAGCAGAUGUCCCAUUCCGAGACGGAAUUCAUGCGCAUCGUCAGCUGUAACCCGGACGCAAUAAAGGUUAGGAGAAAAGCGCGUGUUAUUCUUGAGAAAAGUCAAAGGGCGGUUCGUCAAAACACGAAACUGAACAUAAAAUAUGAAAUGCAAAUCACUAGCGGAAAAAAGUCGCACUUAUGUUGGAGCAAGUCUCAUAAUUUUUAAGUGGUUGGCGGGCGAAGCGUUUCGAGAAAAAAAAAGAAAAAACAUGUUCAGUGAGGGACAUAUUCAAAGUUAUAAAUAAAUGUUGCAGACUGGAUGCGAUUGGGAUGAGAUCUGCAUAAACCGCGUCGAGGACCGUUCCAGGGGAUGGUGCAUCUCAAACACUCUUCGGGACAGCAUCUUGAACUCCUAA
Molecule: messenger RNA, 8668 nt
Organism: Caenorhabditis sp. 36 PRJEB53466
Lineage: Eukaryota; Metazoa; Nematoda; Chromadorea; Rhabditida; Rhabditidae
Source: the annotation of a GenBank genome assembly